Molecule: messenger RNA, 2152 nt
Organism: Paramecium tetraurelia
Lineage: Eukaryota; Ciliophora; Oligohymenophorea; Peniculida; Parameciidae
Exons: 5
Source: RefSeq, a predicted model, not a curated record
AUGAGAAAUAAAACAUUCUUUUUAUAAAAAUAUGAUUAAAAUUUGCUUGUUGAUAGCCAGUCUUUUCAUUUUGAAUAGCUACCAAACGAAUUUAUAAAUAGCAUCUUAUUUUACAGCAAGUUCGUUUUCAACAACAGAAGGUAUUACUAAAUAUUCCUUGAAAUAGGAUGGGGAAUUAUAGGAUCAUCAGCUAUUUUCGAUGCGCAAAUGGGUAAAUCCGUUUUUGGAGGUUCCAACGGUUUUGCAGUUGGAACAACCAUUUACAAAUUAGUUUUGGUUCCCUAAGCUCACCACACUCUAAGAAUGAAGUUCAGAAUUUGGGCGAUAAAUAAAUGGGAAAGUGAAUAUAUAGUCAUCAAGGCUGAUGGAGUAGUAGUGAACAAACAAUUGGUUCACUCUAGUUUGACGUCAAAUUUUGCUCAAUAUUUAUUUUAAGAAAUCUUUUUCUUCCACUCAGGUCCAUCUGUUCUCCUAGAAAUUACAUCAACUUUGAAUGAGGCAAAUAACAAUGAAUCAUGGGGAGUUAGAGACAUUGAAAUUUAUGCAGUAACCUGUCCUACUGGGUGCGACUUAUGCAGUUACUCAGAUACAUCCGACACCUGUUCUCAGUUUUAAUUUACAACCUCCAAUUUUGCUACAGACACGUUUAGCACAAAUCAAGGAUGGGUUGUAGAAGACUAUGUUGUAUAACAACUGUUAUGUGAUAAGAUCUAAUUGUUUGGAUAUUUCCCAACUGGAGUUUCAAUCUAUAAGAGAUAUUUUUUGGAAACAUCAUUUUAUAAAGUAAAGGUGAAGUUUCAAUUCUGGAAAAUUGAUGCAAUUGCCACCUCCAAUACUCAUGCCCUCUAUGCUAAUGGAGAUUUAAUAUGGACUUAUGACAAAACUAAAUCCAAGACAUUGAAUAUAUGCUCAGUUGCAACAAGUGAAGAAUACACUAAUGUGGAUGUUGAAUUUGAAUCGAAUUCCCAAUUGAUUACAUUUUAGUUCUUUUCUGAUUCAGUUGCAGGAGAAUAUUACGGAAUUAGAGACUUUUAUAUUUAUGUGUUGCUUUGUGAGGAUUAAACAGCCUUGUGUUCAAAAACCUCAACAUAAAUUGUUGCUGAUCCUGAUUUGAUUGACUUUUAAUUAAGCGUUUCUUCACUAGUCAGUUCUAUUGCAGCAAGUUUACCUCCUUAAUGGUCAUCAUAUCAAUCCUUCUCUGCAACAUCCAGACUUACCCAAUCUUCUUGCACAGAGGCAGCAGUUCCCAUCUAAUACAUGUCAUUAUAUGAUAAAUUGUACAAGGAUUUUGUUUUUAAUCCUCAUAAAACACUCAAGAUAAUCUUUUAUUUGUAUUCACAAUCCAGAGAAAAUAAUGUCCUCUUAUAUGUUGAUGACGCUCUAGCAGAUACAAUUACAAUUGGAUAUAGUUCUAAUGAUAUAAAUUGUGCAGCGAGUGGCUACGGGGAUAAGUUUGAAGAGUACACUCUGUAUGCCAUAGAGAUCGAUCAUACUGCUUUAAUGAGUAGGAUUUCAUUUAUAGGCCUUACUUAUACAGGAGGAAACUUCUUGCAAGGAUUCAAUAAAUUUGAAGUCUACACAGGCAAUUGUGAUUGUAAUGCCUGCACUGAUUCAGGUGCUUGUCAAACAGUGUACUCUCUGGUUGAUAUUGAUUUUGCUUAAGAUACCCUUACAGAUAACGAGAAAUGGCAACUCAUAUCAUAUAGUAUCUUAGCUACAACUUGUAAUUCGAAAGAAAUCUUGGGAGGGUAUAAUGUUCUCAGUUAUACAUAACAAGUAAGAGCCUUGUAUAAAUCAUUGCCAACACAUAACUCAAAGAGAAUUCAGAUGAAUGUUUAUUUCAUCGGUAAUUGGGCAAACACUGAAUAUCUAGUUAUCCUCCUUGAUAACAAUGAAAUUUGGAGACAGAAGGUCCUUAAAGCAAAUUAUGCAUCUCAACUUUGUUCUGGUGGUGGCCCUUCUUACUAAAUUGUCGAAAUAGACUUAUUCAUAAGUCACUCUACGACUGAUUUUACUUUAAUAUUCAAAAUUGACUCAGGAAGUGGAGAUGAAUAUUGGGGAGUAAGAGACUUUUUCAUUUCAACAUCAAAUUAAAUCAUAAGUUGAAUCAUAAAUAUUACAUAUAAAUCUAUAAAAAUUAAUUAUUCGUACA